This is a messenger RNA of Sphaeroforma arctica JP610, 428 nucleotides long. RefSeq lists its product as hypothetical. NCBI's taxonomy places the organism in Eukaryota, Ichthyosporea, Ichthyophonida. The record is from RefSeq and is a predicted model, not a curated record. Gene Ontology annotation, biological process: RNA polymerase II preinitiation complex assembly; transcription initiation at RNA polymerase II promoter. Gene Ontology annotation, cellular component: transcription factor TFIID complex. The annotation marks the transcript as partial. The transcript is spliced from 4 exons. Gene Ontology annotation, molecular function: RNA polymerase II general transcription initiation factor activity.
ACACACGCCACUUGAAGGUCGGCCUGGGCGAUGCAGAGCUCAAAGGCACUCUGAUGGAUCUGCCUUGUAUUGUCGAGUGCCAAAAGACGCUGGAUGGCAUCAACUUCUACAAAUCGGCAGACAUCUGUCAGAUAGUGAUUUGCGAAGACAAGGAUAAGAUGGAUAUCGACGACCAACGCAAACGGCACUCGAACAACAAAAGCUCCAACAAGAAGAAGCAAUACGUCUGGCCUCACGGUAUCACACCACCACUCAAGAAUGUGAGGAAGCGGAGAUGGAGAAAGACGGCGCCUAACAAGUUCAACCAGGAGCAGGAUGUGGUGAAUGAGGUGCGCAAUCUGCGCAUGGCGGAUCACAAGGCCGUGUCAUACUCGUACGAAGUCAUAGACGUCAAUGAUCUGGACGAGGAAACAAAGGUGUGUGGGUGA